GCCCAAUCCUCACGAUGAACUCCUCUAGCCACCCCAGACCAUCACCAUCGGAGUUCGACCGCAAGCAAGGCGUCGGCUACCAAGGUACAGAGACCAUCCGCAGCGACGCUGACAAGCGCGGCCGCGGGCCCCUCAAAUUUUCGCCCGAGAAUGUGGCGGGCGUAGGGACUGCGGCAAGCACGAAGACUGCUGCCGCAGGGGCAGAUCGCCCCGAUGAUGUUGAAUGCGACGGCACGUCUGGCCUUCCAGGGAUGACUGGAGCAGUCUAA
Molecule: messenger RNA, 269 nt
Organism: Phanerochaete carnosa HHB-10118-sp
Lineage: Eukaryota; Fungi; Basidiomycota; Agaricomycetes; Polyporales; Phanerochaetaceae
Exons: 2
Coding region: 15-269 (84 amino acids)
Source: RefSeq, a predicted model, not a curated record